Odocoileus virginianus texanus is the source of this 4186-nucleotide messenger RNA. It is a transcript of the gene ADIPOR2, whose product is annotated as adiponectin receptor 2. The record is from RefSeq and is a predicted model, not a curated record. Gene Ontology annotation, cellular component: plasma membrane. Lineage: Eukaryota; Metazoa; Chordata; Mammalia; Artiodactyla; Cervidae. Gene Ontology annotation, molecular function: signaling receptor activity. Gene Ontology annotation, biological process: adiponectin-activated signaling pathway.
ACUUUGGGGACCUCCUUAGUUCUCAUUGGCUGUUGACCUGCAGAUCACAAUGCAGGCUGAGCCUGUCCUCAGAGCAAGUCCAUUGUCACCAUUUCAGCUGCACCACAUAGCGCCCCUGAUGCCUCAUCAUGGAGUGACCGCACCUGGAUUAUGAAUGUUACCCAGUGACGCGCCUCUCUGUCAGCAGCAUCUGGUCAUUGUACCAAUGACCACAUCCAACUAGCUAUGCAGCUGGGCAGUGUUGGGUCACUGGUGGCUAGGAUGGGGAGUAGGGGUGGAAGGGACUCUUUUCUGGGUGCUGUUGAGAGGAAGUACUCCACUCUCCUGUGGAGAAGUGGGACACCUUCAGAAUGGAGGGAACCCACAUUCUAAAGAUCCAGCUGACACUGGAGGAUGCAGAAUUUGACUGAAUUCCCCUUGAUUUUUGCAUGGCUACUUAGAAGACAACAUACAAAGAUUAGGAACUGAAGGACAUUUGGCAAGAGAGACCUGAAAAAUCUGCUUUGGGAUAUUUAAUGGUGAACUUUAGAGUCAACUCAGUAUCCUAAAUAUCCACCCUCCCAAGAAGAAGGGACAGAAAGAAAGACUUCUCUGUCAGAAAGCCUCGGGUGUCCCAUGAACGAGGCAGAGGAAAACCGGCUGGAGAACAGCAAGACUCCAGAGCCAGCUCUCAGGCUCAGGAAGGGGCGCCAGCCCGAUGGCGCGAGGAGUGGUGACAGUGACGUCCGCCACGGAGGGCGGGAGCCUCUUGUAGAGGCAUCUGUCCUUUCUUCCUAUCAUAAAAAAAGCGUGGAGGAGCGUGAAUGCGAUGAUGAUGAUGGAGCAUCUCAGGAAGACGAGGGGUUCAUGGGCAUGUCCCCCCUUCUGCAAGCCCACCAUGCCAUGGAGAGGAUGGAAGAGUUUGUUUGUAAGGUCUGGGAAGGUCGAUGGCGAGUGAUCCCUCACGACGUGCUGCCUGAGUGGCUCAAGGAUAACGACUUCCUCCUGCAUGGACACCGGCCCCCAAUGCCUUCUUUCCGGGCCUGUUUUAAGAGCAUUUUCAGAAUACACACCGAGACAGGCAACAUCUGGACACAUCUGCUGGGUUGUGUGUUCUUCUUGUGCCUGGGGAUCUUUUAUAUGUUUCGCCCCAACAUCUCCUUUGUGGCCCCCCUGCAGGAGAAGGUGGUCUUUGGAUUAUUCUUCCUGGGGGCCAUUCUCUGCCUUUCUUUCUCGUGGCUGUUCCACACAGUCUACUGCCACUCAGAAGGGGUCUCCCGGAUCUUCUCUAAACUGGAUUACUCUGGUAUUGCUCUUCUGAUUAUGGGAAGUUUUGUUCCUUGGCUUUAUUACUCCUUCUACUGUAACCCGCAACCUUGCUUCGUCUACUUGAUUGUUAUCUGUGUUCUGGGCAUCGCAGCCAUCAUCGUCUCCCAGUGGGACAUGUUCGCCACCCCCCAGUACCGGGGCGUGAGAGCAGGAGUGUUUCUGGGCCUCGGCCUGAGUGGGAUCAUCCCCGCCUUGCACUACGUCAUCUCGGAGGGCUUCCUAAAGGCCGCCACCAUCGGGCAGAUUGGCUGGCUGUUGCUCAUGGCCGGCCUGUACAUCACGGGGGCGGCCCUGUACGCCGCCCGCAUCCCUGAGCGCUUCUUCCCCGGCAAGUGUGACAUCUGGUUUCACUCUCAUCAGCUGUUUCACAUCUUCGUGGUGGCUGGCGCGUUCGUCCAUUUCCAUGGGGUCUCGAACCUCCAGGAGUUCCGUUUCAUGGUCGGCGGAGGCUGCAGCGAAGAGGACGCACUGUGACAGCGGCCAGAGGCCGGGGACGGUGACCCCCACUGGCCGUGACGCCAGCGCCAGAGCAGCCCCACAGCGCGGGGCUUCGUGAUGCCCCAGGGCUCCACGUGGUCCGCAACUGGGAAGAGAAAACAAAAAUAAAUCACACCUCACAGGUGGAGAAGAGGCGAGAUGGCCCAGCCCUGCCUCGUUCUUGGGUCUGGCCGACGGAGGGCACUCGAGCCCCGGGCACGCUGGCCUCCGUGCUUGUAGCCGGUGGGGCCGUCAGCUGGAGGCGCCUCCUCCUCCCUCCUCUCUUAGAAAUGGUGACACCGACCAGUGUUGGCGAACAUUUAUUAUGUCCUCAGAGGGGUGGCAGUGUGAUUUUAGAUGCCCUUUUGGGAGAACAAAGAAAUUAAUGUAAAUAAGAUUUCUAACUUACUGUUUAAAUAAAAAUUUAUAUAAAUGUUUAAACCACAGGGCUAGGGGAGGGAGGGAGGCUUUUGUAUAGAACGAAACACACGAGAGCCACACGCUGUUCCAAUUUUGCACAUGUGACCGCCGGAGGAUCAGGCAACAGCCCCAGAAUGUAUGAUGCCCGGCGCCCCGGGUGCCUUCUGCCUUCGGGGACACCUCAGGCCCCGGGGCGGCAGCGUCCUGCCCAACGACCCUGGAGAGCCCGAGGCGGGGGCGGCGUGUUUGUUGGGGGAAGUGGGGUGUGUGAGAUCGAGGCAGUAGUGACUGUGUCAGAGUUUGAGUGACUUGUUUCUGCCACCUACCCAGAAACGUCACCGAGGCUGGCGGGGAUUGGGGGAGCACCCACAGGGCUUCCUGCAUCCUUUUCAAUGCGGUGGAGACUCAGCUGGUUGCAGGGGUGGGGAUGGGUUGUUUGCAGUGGAGCUCUGGACCACUCUCUAUGAGUCCCUCCGGGAGAAUCACUGCCUUACCUCCCCCUCACCUUCCCCGCCCCCAGGAGUAGAGACCACCUUCCCUGGCACCACAGCUCCUGGCCUGAGGCUAGCCGCACAGGGGCCCAGGGCCCGCCAGCUGUGGUGGGAGUCUCCCUGUGGUGCUGUCCUGGCGCCUGGGGGCUGGGCACAUGAACACCAACCCGACCCCCCUUCACUCCCGCCACCCCGGUCAGGUCUCCAGGAACAGGGAAGCCAGCAGCACGCCUCUGAGGCCAGAGCCCGUUACCCACCAGUGCUGGGGUGACCGGCACCCCCAGAACCCAGUUUUCUAGGGGUGGUGUGGUAGGAAGGUUUAGAAGGAAGUGAUACAUUACUGCCAGGAAGUCUGGUUGGCUCCUUGAAGCUGUAUCUUUGAGGAGCUGCUCAAAUAAGGCUGCUUGAGCCCCAGAGGUGUCCUGUGGGGGUGUCAGAGUCCAGUGUAGAGGGUCUGGCUCCUAGGAGGCCUGCACCUGCCCGUGUAGCCCUGAGUCCAUUUUUUACUCUCAGCAAAGGCUUCAGGUGGUUGAAUCGCACCCAGGAUGGCAGGUGUCAAACGUGAACAAGGUCCCAAGCCGGGCUGGCCACCUCCCACCAGUGUUGGGAACAUGGGAAGGUCUCCCAUUUAUUCAGUGUGGGUUUUUUUCUUGGUUAGGUGUCUCCUUUUCCCCGUGUCUCCAGCAAAACCUGGGAACCGGGAAGCAAGCAUCCUUUGUAGAGCUCGGGAAUGUUCUGGUCCUGAGUGAGGGCACUGCCUCCGGUGCCAGGUGCACUGGUGCCAUGUGGACGGUGGCAGAACAGUAUUACCCCUCCGGGAACACGGCCCACAGUCCGUCAUCCCCCCGCCCCCCCCCCAGGAGAGUCUCCCUGGGCUUCAGGAUGUACCCCAGAAGCCAGCCUUGCGUCCGGUCACCUGCCUGGGGAAGCGGUGUGUUGUGUGUGGCCCCUGCGACACCGCCAGCAGUCCGGGGCCCAGCCGCCCCCCUCCACACUCCCCAAAGAGGAGCUGCACCUGGCUCAACAUAGCACAACCCCUUAGAAAGUGACGUGAUCACCAACCAGACAUCCCCCACCCCGUGACGGCCCCUCCCUGGGAAGCGGGCGGGCACCCACCUCCGUGUGUCCUCGAAGCCCCGGCCGCCUCACGCACGCCUCCGCCUGCUGGGAACCCCACAGGUCGGCGCCUGGAUGCCUUACUCUCAGCAGUCAGAGGCUCGCUUGCUCCGUGCAGCAGAUGUUCAUUUUCUCUUCGGGCCCGUGGCCAUUUCGGACCUCUGCAGCUUCAUCCUCUCACCCAUUGAAGAGUGGCCUUCUCAGUAUUUCCCCCUUCCCGUUUAUAAAUUGUCAAAGCCACAAAGCACAUUUUUGGGGAUCGUAGAGGGCUGGGAUUCCAGAAGGGCAUUUGUGCGAUGGCCCCAUUCACCAUGGGAUGUCCCUCCUUGCUGUAUUCUCAAACUUCUAAUAAAAAAAACCAAGUGGAAUAUGAA